Messenger RNA from Drosophila navojoa, 578 nucleotides. Its product is annotated as facilitated trehalose transporter Tret1. Gene Ontology annotation, molecular function: sugar transmembrane transporter activity. The record is from RefSeq and is a predicted model, not a curated record. NCBI's taxonomy places the organism in Eukaryota, Metazoa, Arthropoda, Insecta, Diptera, Drosophilidae. Gene Ontology annotation, biological process: carbohydrate transport; transmembrane transport. Gene Ontology annotation, cellular component: membrane.
AUGGGCAGUGUGAAACAUCAAUAUCUAGCUGGAAUAUUUGUAAAUAUUGCGACCAUUUCCAAUGGCGCAUAUAUCGGCUGGACUUCGUCCAGUUUUCUGGAGCUAAACAACAGCCCGAGUCCCUUAGCGACGGGUCCACUUACAGAGCAGGAUCAGGGAAAUGUGGCAUCGGCUUUCUGCCUUGGCGCUACAGUUGGUAAUAUAUUCUUCGUAUGGCUGGCCGACAAAAUCGGUCGCAGGAGCUCAAUGCUCUCAAUGCUGUGGGUGGCUGUGCCCUCGCUGCUGGGCUGGAUUGGCAUUCCAUACGCACGAAAUCCCACUCAUCUCAUAGCAGCUCGUUUUUUGGGUGGAUUGGCAGGAGGCGGCUGCUUUGGAGUGAUACCCCUCUACACGGCGGAGCUGGCAGAGGACAGCGUGAGGGGCAUCCUGGGCACUCUGCUGGUGCUCACCUGCAACUUUGGCGUGCUGCUCGCCUUCAUCUUGGGCUACUACUUCAACUAUGCGACAGUCGCCUGGAUUGCCUCCACACUGCCCAUUGUCUUCGUGGGCUGCUUCUGGUUCAUGCCUGAGACUCCGCA